This is a messenger RNA of Stylophora pistillata, 4217 nucleotides long. RefSeq lists its product as uncharacterized. The record is from RefSeq and is a predicted model, not a curated record. Gene Ontology annotation, molecular function: protein binding. NCBI's taxonomy places the organism in Eukaryota, Metazoa, Cnidaria, Anthozoa, Scleractinia, Pocilloporidae.
CAACUUCACAUCUCAUGUCAGCUAGUUUCCACUCUGAUAUUAGGAAGAGUUUCAACACUAUAGUGCUCCUAUAAAUUAUCACGGUACGGUUUUAUACAUCAAAAUUGACCCUUUUGGUGAACUUGCAUUUGUCUAGAUUCAACAAACUCCAACAAAAUUGGAUACCAAAGAUUAAUAUAUCAGAGUCAAAUCUGUUAAUAUUAGAGACAGUAGAACUUUAUACCUGGAAGUCAAUAAGACUUAAAUAUCUGGAAGCGCAAAAUAUUGCUCCUUCCAGUAUUUAUUCUUAUAAAUACGAGAGCUAACUAUUUUCUCGACAAGAUAUUGUGGAUUUGUUCCUUUGACGGUUUCAGACACCGUGAAGUCCGCUGAACUUGAUAGCUAUUUCCAGACUCCUCGCUAAAACUGUCCAUCCCACAAUUCCAAGUGAGUUUCCUUUCGCCAAACUGAAACGAGUUUUCAUUGACUGUACUGGCGGAAUCUUGCCAAUCUUUUUGGCUGUGAUCACGGUUAAAAAUCCAAUCAGCUCUGUAAUGGAAUACCUAGUGCCAGAACACCAAGGUCUUGCCAAAGACGGACUCGAUAAAUUACGACAAAAGCUACCGUCCGCUGAUGAAGAUGUUCUGAAGAAAGUGAAAGAGGAAGAAACGCUAUUUCCUUAUUUGUUUGAAAUAGCGCAGCAUUUCACGAGGACAGAUCUUCCAACAGCAUUAAUAAUAUGGGAGUAUAUACUAGAAAAAGCCAUGAGCAAGCAACAGAAAUUUGCUAUCACUAACCAAAUAUUUCAAAUUCAGAUCGCAACUGGUCCUUGGAAAGUUGCUUUCGAAACAGCCAAGAAAUUAUAUGAAGACACUGCUCUGGAGUAUUCAUCUGAUAAUUUGAGAGGUCUCGCAGCGAGGGAAAACGGUGUAGCACCACUCUUAUUUGAAGCUGCCCUUAAUCUGGGAACAAUACAUCGCCUUCUUAAAGAACUAAACGAAGCCGAGAAGUUGUAUCGGAGGGCGUGGAACAUUGCUACAUUUGUGAUAGAUUUUGAUAGAGAAUCCCUAGCUAAAGUACAUCUAGCAAUCUGUUUGCUCGAUCGCGGUGAACUAAGACAGGCCAUAGAUACCUAUUUCAGGCCACUGAUGGUUUCCAAAGCCACAAUGAAACCUCGCACGAGAGCUCUCUACCUGCAGUAUUAUGGAAAUGCUUGUAGAUCUGCGGCAGACUGGGGCAGAGCUAAAGAGUACCUACGAGAAGCCCUAGGCCUCGUCAAAGAAAUGAAAGACGUUGGUCUUGUGUCUAGUUGCUGCGGGGACCUGGGAAACGUUUUCAGAUCGGAAGGAAGGUACAAAGAUGCAGAACAACUGUUUUCAAAACACUACGAGUACGCAUUGAGUAGAGGAGACAUCCAUGGCCUGGCUGUUGCUUGCAACAAUAUUGGAUACUUGAAGUUUUACAACCCCAAUGAGUUUAAUGAUUCUGUAGUGUACCAGUUCAUUGCAUACUCCCUUGCCGAGCAAGUGGGUGAUUUUGCACGAAUGGGAAUGGCAUUUAACAAAAUUGGCAAACUAUAUACCACACUGGGUUACAAUGAUUUUGCUGUAAAGAUGUUUAGAUUCGCCAUCGAUCGUGCGCACAGGGCAGACAAUGUUGCUCGCGAAGGAAUGGCAUGGGGGAACUUAGGCACGGUUUACAGAGCUUUGGGAAGGUUUGAAGAUGCCAUUAAUUGCCAUGUAAAGUACCGGGACAAUGCUGAAAGGCGAAUGGACAUCGGUGGAGUAGCCAUUAUGCAGCAUCAGUUGGCCAUGGAUUACAUCCUUUUAGGAAAGCUCCCGGAAGCAGGGAGUUCGGUUCUCGAUGCGUUUCAAACACUGGAGAGGAUCCGCGCACAGGUCGGUGAAGAAGACAAAUCGAAGCUGUCUAACUUUGAGAAGAACCAAGCCGAAGCGUAUAACCUGUUACAAGUUUUGCUUGUAGCGCAGGGGAAGUUUAAAGAGGCUCUUGUUUUGGCUGAUGCAAGUAGAGGCCGAGCACUGGCGGAAAUUGUUCGAAAGCGAUUAUCAGGCUGUAGCGAUACCACCAGUAGAGAAGAAACGGUAACUCUUGAUGAAGAAUUUAUUACAAAAUCCUUCAACAAUCUUGUGGAAGUCAGCCAUAAGCUUUCUACGACACUUGUGUUUUACUCCGUGGUAAAAGAGUUUGACCAAUCAGGGGCAUAUUUCACAUGGGUGUAUACAUGGGUGUUAGGCCCUUCCGGAAGCCUUCAUUUCAAGAAGACUCGUCUACAGCACGGUUUGGAGACAAAAGUUGAGGUCAAUGACGAAUAUAUAGUGUCUCUGAGGCGAUCUUUGGGCCAGCAAUCUCAAAAAGAAGAAGUGGGCAAGAUUCUGAGAUCAUGUGGAGAGCAAAAAAGGGUUUCCAGGGAGGCCAAGAUACAUUUUGCAACACUUAAAGGCGAGGAUGUCUUGAAUUCGCUGGAAGGAUUUGAACACGAGUUCGCAACCGGUUGGCGAAACUUGCGUAUUCCGCUCAAAGUUAAGGAUCAAAGAAUACAAGAACACAUAAUGGUACCUAAAGAAGCUCCAAAAAUUAAAGAGGAAAGAACCUCUAAUGAUUCGAUAGUCAGUCCAGACAGCUGGCCUGUAGACCGACUAAAUGCUGAGAAACCAACCACCAAUAAAACGGAGCCUUGCAAUGUAGUAAGUCCAGAAUCGUACGAGGUGUCGAGUAUAGAGAAUGCCCUUUCAAGUGGACAUUCAAAACAAAGCAAUGUAACAAAGCAUAGUGUAGCUUUCGAUGAAGAUGACGCUGUUUCUGGUAAAUCUCCCCUCGUAGCUGAAUGCCAAGAGGAAGACCCCCAGGACAACUCGAAGAAGCAAAGCGAAAUGGAGAAAGAUAAAUCAUCUUUUGCAACAAGCGAGGAAAGCAUUCAACAUCCAUUGAUUGAUUCCGUGGUUUCACACCCGUGCGCAUAUUUAAAGUCCGAUAUAGCAAAAUCUAAGAUAUCGAUUGCUUCAAAACCAAGUGGUAAUCGUAUUGACGAAGAGGCAAUGACAACAGGUCCUGGCGGUUCUGGGGCUCCCACACCAGGCCUUGAACAUGAUCUUACCAUCAAGCUAUCAGGUGAGGAAUCUAAUUCUUCUCUGCAAGGCAACAACAAGAUUGAAGAAGAAAAUAGUGAUCAGUUCCCAGUUAAAGUAGGUGGUGACGUUUCCGUGGGCACAUUGUCGGGUCCUUUGAACGAUGUUGUAACUGAGGUCCUUGGCGCAGAUUCAAAGGUGCAAAAUAAUGAACCUCAGAAUAACCCUGAACCGGAUCCUUGGAUACCACUGCUGAGCCAACUCCACGAGAUUCUUAUUGAGCCAAUUAUUCAUUUCCUACCCAGGAAGGAAGAAACUCGACGGGUAACUUUCAUACCUCAAGAUUUUUUGCUCAAAGUUCCCUUCGCAGCUUUGCAAAGUGACUCGAGGAGUCACUAUUUCAUGGAGGACUUCAUAAUCUCUACCUCUCCAGCGGUCCAAUUUCUCAACUUAGCCUGUGCUUCUCGCGAAACCAUUCAACAGACCACAGCGCCUCAAGAGCUAACUCUUCUUGCAGUUGGAAACCCCAUUAUGCCUUUUGAGGAGCUUCCACAGCUCCCCUCUGCAGAGCGUGAAGUGCGCAUGAUCAAAGAGACUAUCAACUCGCCGAUGUCUGAAAUUCUCAUCGGUUUUCAGGCCCAAAAGGUGGUGGUGAUGGAGGCCAUGCCAAAGUACAAGAUUCUUCACUUCGCGACGCACGCUAUCAUCGAUGACAUAGACUCUCAUGGAGAUUUUAGCAUGAAAGGACUCAUUGUUCUUGCCAAGUCUGACCUCGAAUGUAAUGGUAUUCUGACAGCCGAGGAAGUGAUGGGCAUGGAACUGAAUGCUGACCUUGUUGUACUGAGCUGUUGCGAAACGGGAUUGGGUAAAGUGACAGGCGAUGGAAUACUAGGCUUGUCACGGGCGUUUCUGGCUGCUGGUGCUUCUUGCGUGAUUGUUACGCUAUGGAAGAUUGAUGACGGACCUGCUUCUGAGUUGAUGAUGUCAUUCUACCGCGAAUAUAAAGCUUCCCGUGAUGCUGCAGUAUCGUUACAGAGGUCCAUGAAGAUCCUUCAAAGUAAGGAGGACACUCGAAGUCCCCAACAUUGGGCUGCAUUUUCCAUUGUGGGUGCUACUGGUCUAAAAUAACUCCUUUCCAAGGGGCUAAGCGCA